Molecule: messenger RNA, 1230 nt
Organism: Puccinia triticina
Lineage: Eukaryota; Fungi; Basidiomycota; Pucciniomycetes; Pucciniales; Pucciniaceae
Exons: 7
Coding region: 1-1230 (409 amino acids)
Cellular component (GO): Golgi apparatus; plasma membrane; endoplasmic reticulum
Source: RefSeq, a predicted model, not a curated record
AUGACGCUCUUCAACCGCAAAUCAAACCAAAACUCCGACCCAAACAAUAACACCACCGCCGAGGACAAACAGAAAUGGUCGAGAAGGCCGGCCAAUACCGCAUUCAAGCAACAACGUCUCAAGGCUUGGCAACCAAUCCUCACACCCAAAACUGUCUUGCCGAUCUUCUUCUUGAUUGGAAUCACGUUUGCUCCCAUCGGCGGUCUUCUAUUGUGGGGUAGCUCUAAAGUUAACGAAUUCACGAUUGACUACACCAAUUGUGAUAUCGAUGCGCCUCAAGUUCCAGCUGGUGGCGACACGAACAACGGAUUCCAAAAUCUUCCAUCUGAUAAAUAUGGUUACCAUUUCUCCAAUUCCGAUGCCCCAGUUCCCUCACCACCAUCAUGGCUUUUCAUCAACAACCAGGCGAAUCAAAACGUCUCUCUGCGUUCACUGUGUCGACUGACUUUCCAACUGCCAACUCCUCUAGACCCGCCCGUGUUCAUGUACUACAAGCUCACUAACUACUACCAAAACCAUCGUCGAUACGUCAAAUCCCUAUCAAUCGACCAAUUCAAGGGCAAGAAAGUUCCGAUUGAGAAACUGGACCGAGACGACCAAUGCAAACCGGUCGCACGAUCGCCAUCCAACCCCAAUAUCCCCAUUUACCCCUGUGGCUUGAUAGCCAACAGUUACUUCAACGAUACUUUCCUCUCGCCCAUCCUCCUCAACCCCCCGAACUCCAACUCAAAUAGCAUGAUUUACCAAAUGUCUGAAAAAGGAAUCGCUUGGGAAGGAGAAUCAGAAAAAUAUAAACCGACCCAGUACACUAACUCCCAAGUCGCCCCUCCCCCCUUCUGGGCCAACCGCUAUCCCAACGGCUAUACUGAUCAAAACCCGAUACCCAACUUGGCGGCAGAUGAACAUUUUAUGGUUUGGAUGCGCACCGCUGGUCUGCCUACUUUCCGAAAGCUGUAUUUCAGACAAGACACUGAUCGCAUGUUAGCGGGAACCUACAUCAUGGACAUCUACAUGAAUUACCCAGUCCGACCGUUUGGAGGCACGAAAUCGAUCGUCUUUUCCACAGUCAGCUUCAUUGGAGGAAGGAAUCCAUUCUUGGGGGUUGCGUACUUGGUGGUCGGCUCCUUCUGCUUCCUCAUUGGGAUCAUCUUGAGCGUCCGUCAUUUGGUGAAGCCCAGGCGAUUGGGAGACAUGAAAUAUCUUUCAUGGAAUAAACCUAAAUCGAAGUGA